Molecule: messenger RNA, 4681 nt
Organism: Kogia breviceps (pygmy sperm whale)
Lineage: Eukaryota; Metazoa; Chordata; Mammalia; Artiodactyla; Physeteridae
Source: RefSeq, a predicted model, not a curated record
AUGGACCAGUGCAGCCUGGGGGACAAGGGCACCCUUCCAUCCGAGAUGCACCUCCCUUCGUUUCCCGAGAGCCAGGCACUCAAAUGCAGCGACACCCUCAACCGGGAUCUGGGGCCCGGCUCACGAGACCUGCUGUACGACGGCCUGAGCCGCUUGGACCUGUACCCCAGCCUCCCGAUGCCCGACGCGCCCCGCGAGAUGCCGGAGGACAACUUGGGUGCCCUGUCCCUGUAUUCAGGGGAGGACAGUGACUCCAUGAAGCUGCUGGAGAAGUAUGCAGAUCCAGAACCUCAGACUUCCUUACAAGACCUGGGGCUAGGCGUGCUCAAGGUGCCCAAAGAGGCUGACGAAGGGGGCAGGGCCACGUCUGGGAGCACGAGGAAAGGAAAGCGGCAGCACAGUUCCCCUCAGAACCCACUCCUGGACUGCAGCCUCUGUGGGAAGGUGUUCAGCAGUGCCAGUUCUCUCAGCAAGCACUACCUGACGCACAGCCAGGAAAGGAGACACGUGUGCAAAAUCUGCAGCAAGGCCUUUAAGCGUCAGGACCACCUGACCGGGCACAUGCUCACCCACCAGAAGACCAAGCCCUUUGUGUGCAUUGAGCAGGGCUGCAGCAAGAGCUACUGCGACUACCGCUCCCUGCGCCGGCACUACGAGGUCCAGCACGGCCUGUGCAUCCUCAAGGAGGCCCCCCCGGAGGAGGAGCCCUGCGGGAGCUCACCCCACGCGCCCGAGGCGCCCAGGCAGCCCGCACCCGCGAGCCUGCGGUCCCUGGGGCCCCCGGAAGCCCCAUCCCCCAGCUCCCUCUUGCCCAACCGAGACCUCCUGCGCUGUAUCGUGAGCAGCAUCGUCCACCAGAAGAUCCCUUCUCCCUGGCCAGCCCCGGGCGGGCCUUCAGACGGCGGCGAGGGGAGGAACACGGCCUGUUCCUGCCCGCCCUCGUCAGGGUCCUCCUCCUGCCGCCCAGCCAGCACCCCGGCGGCCCCGGGAGCCCUGGGCACUGAGGUUCCCGAGGAGCCCCGGCCCACACGGAAGGAGCCUGCCACGGACGUGUUCACAGCCGUCCACUCGCGGGCAGCGAAGAACAGCGGCCCCGACCCAGGCGAGCCGGAGCUGCCGCUGGUCCAGCCCCCCUCAUCCCUGGAGGGCUGGCCCGAGGGCGCUCCCCUGCCCGCCUGCCUGCCUCUGUUCCGUGGCCAGACUGUCCCCGCCAGUUCCCAGCCAUCAAGCCACAGUUUCCAGUGGCUCCGAAACCUGCCGGGCUGCCCUCAGGGCAGAGGAAACAGUAUGUUUGUCGUCCGCAAGCCCUCUGCGGUGCCGUCCCGGGGGGGCCCCGAGCCUGGCCCCGGGCUCAGCAGCGAUUCCCCUGCGGGGGAGCCCUCGCCCAGCCGGGGCACCGGUCUGGAGGACACGCCGCCCUUCCCUCGCACGCUCCUGCAGGCACCGGGGGAGGCCUUGGGUGGCCCCAGGUACGCCAGCACCAGCGGCGAAGACGACUCCUCGGCCUCCAAGAAGAGCAAGUUUGACUGCGGCUCCUUCUCGCGGCAGAGCCCUGGUGAGCCCCGCCCCCAGGACGGCCCGAGGCCCAGCGGCUUCCAGUCGGACGCGGACGCCACGUCGCUUUUCCGGCAGCUGCUCCUGAAGUCCCAGGAGCCUCUGGUGAGCCACGAGCAGACGCAGGCAUUCCAGAUGAUCACCCAGUCCCAGCGGAUCUUCUCCCACACCCAGGUGGCCGCCGCCUCCUCCCAGCUUCCCAUGCCCGACGGCAAGCGAGUUGCCCUGAAGUCACUGCAGGAGCCGUGGCCGCAGCAGCCCCCACCUAUGGCGCCCACUGUUGACUCUCUCCAUGCUGGCCCCAUGAACCCUGAGCCAGAGGGAUCCCUAGCCCGCAGGAGAAAAUCCACACCCGCUUUCCCCACGGAGGCCUCCCCCAGCAGCGCGAGCCAGGACACAAAGGGGAGACCAAAAGCGGCUGCUGCUCCGCCUGCCCUUACGGCGUCGUCCCUGGACCCUCCCGGGAACCCAGACAUCUCCUCUCCGGCCAAGCAGUUGAGAUCCUCGAAAGGGACCUUGGGCCGGGGGAACACCUUCUCCCCCGGCGGCCUGCGUCAGACCCAGUUGGGAGGGGAGGAGCCAUCCAGAGCCCACCUCCCAGGGAAGCAGGCCCAGGCUGAGAAUGGCACGGCUUCCGGGGCCACAAAAGGUGAAAAGGGCUCGGCCUGCCCCCGGGGCAGAGGCUACAGGCUCUUCUCUGGCAACUCCAGGGCCCAGCGCUUUUCAGGCUUCCGGAAGGAGAAGGUGAAAAUGGAUAUGCGCUGUGCGGCUUCUCCAAGCCAGGUGGCCAUGGCCUCCUUCUCGUCGUCGGCUGGGCCUCCAGCAGAUCCCCCCUGGGACUCCAAGUCCAAGCUGACGAUAUUCAACAGGAUCCAGGGUGGAAAUAUCUACCGGCUCCCCCGCCCGAUGAAGGAGGAGAACAUGGCAGGUGGCUGUAACCAGCACAAUGGUGGUCCCACAGACUGGGCAGAGCCAAGGAGCACUUACGUCUGCAAGAAUUGCAGCCAGAUGUUUUAUACAGAGAAGGGGCUGAGCAGCCACAUGUGUUUUCACAGCGACCAGUGGCCGUCACCUCGAGGGAAGCAGGAGCCGCAGGUGUUUGGCAUGGAGUUUCGCAAGCCACCAAGACAGGUGCUGAGGCUGGAGGGGGACGGGCAGAGUCCCCCAGGAGCCAGGAAGUCCUCGGACAACGUGACUGCAGCCCCUUUGGUGGUCCCUGUGUCGGUGCCUGUGGCUCCAGCGAACCAUCCCCCGGGGAGCAAGGUGGGUGGACAGAAGGAGGACGGGGAGGAGAGAGACAGCAAGGAGAGCGGCCAACACAGGAAGCAGAAGAAGCUCCCCCGGCCCAAGGCACUGCCCGUCCCUCCUCCGCCCCCCGUGUCUGGGGAGCUGGGCCCGGGAGGGUGCCGCCGGAGCUGCCUGCGCUCGCCCGUGUUCCUGCUGGACCCCCUCCUGAAGGGGCUGUCCCGGUGCCCUCCCUACACGCCGCCCCCGAUGCUCAGCCCCAUCCGGGAGGGCUCCGGGCUGUGUUUCAACACGCUCUGUUCCACGUCCGCUCACGCCCGUCCCGACAGGCUCAUCAGUGCCAUGCUUGAUCACAUGGACGGCUCUUUUGGCAUCUAUGUGGUGAAGGACAACACCAGGAUCAGCACUGAACCACACAUCAACAUAGGAAGCCGGUUUCAGGCUGAGAUCCCAGAGCUCCAGGACAGAUCACUGGCUGGAACUGACGAGCAUGUAGCUUCUCUGGUCUGGAAGCCAUGGGGAGAUGUGAUGAGCAACCCGGAAACGCAGGAUAGAGUGACCGAGCUCUGCAACGUGGCCUGCUCCAGCGUGAUGCCAGGAGGGGGCACCAACCUGGAGCUCGCUCUGCACUGCCUGCACGAAGCCCAGGGCAACAUCCAGGUUGCCCUGGAGACCCUCUUACUGAGAGGACCCCAGAAGCCACGGACUCACCCUCUCGCCAACUAUCGCUACACAGGUUCGGACAUCUGGACCUCCAUGGAGAAGAGGCUCUUUAAGAAGGCGUUCUGUGCCCACAAGAAGGACUUCUACUUGGUACACAAGACGAUCCAGACAAAAACUGUAGCCCAGUGUGUUGAGUAUUACUACAUCUGGAAAAAAAUGAUCAAGUUUGACUGCGGCCGAGCCCCAGUGCUGGAAAAGAGGGUCAAGAGAGAGCCAGAUGAAGCAGACAGGACAGGAGCGAAGGUCACUUGUAGCCCUCGGGAGAGAUCCAGCCACUGUCCAAGCCCCGAAUUAAAGAUAAAGACUAAGAGUUACAGGAGGGAGUCCAUCCUCAACUCCAGCCCAAACGCCAGCUCGAAGCGGACCCCUGAGCUGCCGGGGAGCAGGGAGGGCCACGGCUUCUUCCCCUGCAGGGAGUGUGAGAGGGUGUUUGACAAGAUCAAGAGUCGAAAUGCCCACAUGAAGCGGCACCGGCUUCAGGACCACGCGGAGCCCAUUGUCAGGGCCAGGUGGCCCGUGAAGCCCUUCCAGCUGAAGGAGGAGGAGGAGGAGCAGCUAGGGGCUGACAUCGGCCCUCUGCAGUGGUGAUUCUGGGCGGGCAGCAAGUUGGGACGGGCACCUCCAGCCCUGUCACGUCUCCUUUAGCCACUCCAAGGUACCCCUCUGCCUCCCUGGCCCCGUCACUGUCCCCACCCGGCAGCCCAGCUUGCAGACAUGAAAGGCAUUAGGCCACGAGCAGGCAGGGGACGCAGUCAUCUGACCACUGUGAAGGCCCUGCCCGCUGCGCCAGAGGCUCUGUUCUCUUUAGGUUAAUAGUCUCUCGCCGCCUUUCAGGUCCACUCCUUCCAGAGCAGAGCGGCUUGGGGAGGGAAAGGUUAGCUCUGGGUAGCUCUUCAAUGUUAGCCUCAGUUUGGGGCUUUGGUUACAUUUGUUAGAUGAGGCCAAGAUGUAGAGAAUCAGUGGGAAGUACCUUCAGAUCUCCACCGUGUUGGGGCCCCUCACCGGGGGUUUCUCUGCCUUCGAAUUCUGUCCCUAGUCUUGCCAUGACUUGUACAUUGUUAGGGUUUUUUUGUACGUGUUGACUUGUAAAUCUUAUUAAAUUGGGUUCUUAAGCAGCUGUCUUCUGGCUUCCCUGCCUGUUGAUCCAGCAAAGGCUUUU